This is a messenger RNA of Trametes versicolor FP-101664 SS1, 2436 nucleotides long. Its product is annotated as HET-domain-containing protein. The transcript has 3 exons. NCBI's taxonomy places the organism in Eukaryota, Fungi, Basidiomycota, Agaricomycetes, Polyporales, Polyporaceae. The record is from RefSeq and is a predicted model, not a curated record. The coding region runs from base 1 to 2436 and encodes 811 amino acids.
AUGCCACGCUUUUUGAAUACUUGGACGGGCGAGUUCGAGGUGCAUUCCGACCCCAAGAAGGUCACAUAUGCCAUCCUAUCCCACGUCUGGCGCAGUGCGGAGGACGGUGGCGAACAGACGUACGGCGACGUCCGGAAGAUACAAGUCGCAGUGAAAAAAGGCCUAUCACAUAUCUCCAGUUCCCCGCCUACCAAAUAUCGCGAAGAGGGCACCAUUUUCGCGCACCCUAAGCUUUCGGACAAGAUCAAGGGUUUCUGCCGAGUCGCACGGGAGGCCGGCUUUCUUCUCGUAUGGAACGACGCUUGCUGCAUCAACAAGACCGACAGCGUGGAGCUCUCCGAGGCGAUCAACUCGAUGUACGAGUGGUACCGCCUGUCGGACAUGUGCUACGUCUACCUUGCGGACGUCCGGGAUGGCGAUAGGCCGCAGGCGGGCUCGUCUGCGUUCCCGAAAAGCAGAUGGCAUACGCGCGGCUGGACUCUGCAGGAGCUCAUCGCUCCCGAGCGCCUCGUGUUUCUGACGGGAACCUGGCGCUUUCUUGGCACCAAGAUGGGCCUCGCUAGGACUUUGCAAAAGGUCACUGGGAUAGACUUCGAGAUACUCACAGGACGGGCUACAUUGGAGUCCGUCAGCGUCGCGCGAAGGCUGUCAUGGGCCGCAAAGCGAGAGACCACGCGUGUCGAAGACCACGCGUACUCCUUGAUGGGUAUCUUCGGCGUCCAUAUGUCGCCUAUCUACGGAGAGGGCGAAAACGCCUUCCUUCGUCUCCAAGAAGAAGUCAUGAAAACCGUCCCCGAUCAAAGCAUUUUCUCCGGAGGCGGCAGUUGCACGAUGCAUUCCCUGACUAAACGAAGCAGCAGUCAUGAGCAACUUGGCCCACACUAUCCAGGACUCUUUGCGAGCUCUCCGCUCGCCUUCACGUCGGCUAGCAGCAUCACCCCCGUUACACCCUCCCGUCUCGCAACGACCCUAGGGCUCCGAGGGAGCGAAGAUGUCCCGCCAAUGGAUUACGUCUUCACGCCGGAGGGCGUUCGUAUGCGCCUUCUAUGUCUCCCUUUGUCUGGUUCACAACUCAUUCUGGACACGUUUCGGGAGCUGAGGACCGGGGAUGCAUGCGUACGAUGUAGGCGGCUGGGAGAUCCGACCUGGAUAGCUCUUCUACAGUGCGAAGACGAGUACGGCCACCCGAUUGCGCUCCCCUUGUACCGCCCUCGAAACCAAGGCGGCAAUGACCAGGGCCUUUCCGUCGGGACUCAUUCUCCGUGCGCGGACGUCGCUGGUCAGGAACCGUAUCGCACGGUCCAUCUUUCCCAGGAGGCAUUGUCGAUUAUCCUGAACCGCCUUCAGCCCAAGGUUGUGGAAGUACUGCUCCUUCGCCACUUCUCACGUCCCUCGAUCCUGAAGUCGCUCCAACCAGACGAUGACCUCCCGCGACUCGAUCUCUGGCGGGCAGAUCACUAUCAACAAGUCGCGUUUGACAUCGCUCCCCAUAGCGUCGAUGCCCUCCGCGCACAAGGAUUUUCCCCUUCAUCUCUACAAGUCACAUACUCGAAGACGGAGAUCACGCUGAGGACUACGCUCGAACAUAGCAGUGGCCGGUACUCUUCUCGAGCCCCGAAAGCCGUCCAGGUGCAACUUUCCCUCACAGACAUGUCGGACGACACCAAGUUUGAGAUCAGAUCGGCCAAAUACACAGAGGCGCGCUUCUUCGUGAAUGCUGAAAGCGAACAAGGAACCUGGAAGGUCUACAUCAACGAUGCCAAUCGCCACGGCGGCCAUGCCGCGUCUACUACUCGUACAGGACAUUGCAUGCUCGACAUCUCUAGGCGCACCAUCGCCCUCGCGGAGUACAUCGUCCAUUCUGACGGUGAAUGGGGAGAGGAUAGUCGACCACGCAUCGCUCGGGACAUAAGGGUUGCGCUAGAGUUUCCCUUCGCGAAGCCCGCCGACGGACGGACCUCAAAUCUCUGGCUGUCUAUCAACAUAUCGGAGUACCACCUUGAAUACAUACCCCUGAUCGAAACCGCUCCUACCCAGGGUUCCUCAUCGGAACAGACUGGGAAUGUCUCCGCCUUCGCCUCUGCUGCCUCCUCCCCCUCUUCCUCCUCUACCGUCACCCCUACCACUCCGACACGCCAGCUUCCGCCACUGACCCUGCCCGAACACGACCAGUCACACAUGUCCCCCAAAGACGCAGAUGUCCAUCCCGCGACUAAGCACGACUUCAAUAUCCUCCAACGCGAGAACGCCACCCUCCGCGCGCAACUCGCACUUCUGACGACGAAGAAUACGAAUCUAGCGUCGCAGGUGGCAGCUCUCUCGUCGCAAAAUUCAGUUCUCGUAUCGCAGAUGGCGACCGUGUUCGCCCGACUCGACGCGCUCAACGCGUCCCCAGCUACAAACAUAAUCGAAAGGGAGGCUCGCGAUCCUGUGUAA